AUGCAUUUUGGCAUGGCCGGGUGGCUCAAAAUCAAGGACGCUGAUACCUACUAUUACCGCACCGAUAAACCCGCAGACAAAGAAUGGCCACCGAAGUACUGGAAAUUCCUCCUCGAGACUACCGAGCCCAAGACGGAAGCUGCUUUUGUGGACUUUCGCCGACUCAGCCGUAUUCGUUUGGUGGAUUGUCCUGCCGACGAGAUACGCAGCUACUCUCCCCUCAAGGAGAACGGCCCUGACCCCGUGGCGGACAAAGAUAUCCUGACGCUGUCGUGGUUGGAUGAAAAGUUGAAGAGUAAAAAGGUUCCGAUCAAGGCUUUGCUUCUCGACCAAGCAAACAUAAGCGGUAUAGGAAAUUGGAUGGGCGACGAAAUCCUGUACAAUGCCAGGAUACAUCCAGAACAAUACAGCAACACUCUACGCGAUGACCAGAUCAAAGACCUUCAUACAUCCAUUCACUAUGUCUGCAAAACGGCGUUUGACCUAUUGGCCGACUCCGAGAAAUUCCCCGAGCAUUGGCUUUUCAAACAUCGAUGGGGCAAAGGCAAGAAAAACCAACCGUCCGUCCUUCCAAAUGGUGACAAGAUCACAUUCCUCACGGUUGGGGGUAGGACAAGUGCAGUUGUCCCCGCCGUACAAAAAAAGACGGGGCCAGUGACUGAAGACGCAGACGGGGAUGCAGCCCCCGGCGCCAAACGAAAACGCGGUGUAAAGCAUGAGAGUGACUCUGAACAUGAACUUAAACAAGAGACUUCCAAAGCUCCAAAAGUGAAGAAGGAGGUUGACGAGAAACCAACAAAUGAAGCAACCGGCAGGCGGCGGUCAACCCGCGUCAGAAAGUGA
This is a messenger RNA of Penicillium chermesinum, 843 nucleotides long. Its product is annotated as putative formamidopyrimidine-DNA glycosylase. Bases 1 to 843 code for a protein of 280 amino acids. Gene Ontology annotation, biological process: base-excision repair. The transcript is spliced from 2 exons. Gene Ontology annotation, molecular function: DNA-(apurinic or apyrimidinic site) endonuclease activity; zinc ion binding; DNA N-glycosylase activity. Lineage: Eukaryota; Fungi; Ascomycota; Eurotiomycetes; Eurotiales; Aspergillaceae. Gene Ontology annotation, cellular component: nucleus. The record is from RefSeq and is a predicted model, not a curated record.